This is a messenger RNA of Nothoprocta perdicaria, 1511 nucleotides long. RefSeq names its product runt related transcription factor 3 (gene RUNX3). Lineage: Eukaryota; Metazoa; Chordata; Aves; Tinamiformes; Tinamidae. Gene Ontology annotation, cellular component: nucleus. The record is from RefSeq and is a predicted model, not a curated record. Bases 22 to 1233 code for a protein of 403 amino acids. Gene Ontology annotation, molecular function: DNA-binding transcription factor activity, RNA polymerase II-specific; ATP binding; RNA polymerase II cis-regulatory region sequence-specific DNA binding. The transcript has 5 exons. Gene Ontology annotation, biological process: regulation of cell differentiation; hemopoiesis; neuron differentiation.
UCCGUGCCGCCCGCUGUUGUGAUGCGUAUUCCCGUAGACCCGAGCACCAGCAGGCGCUUCACCCCCCCCUCCACGGCCUUCCCCUGCGGUAAGAUGGGCGAGAACAGCGGGGCGCUGGGGGCCCCCGCGCCCGGCGCCCGCGCGCGCCCCGAGGUCCGCUCCGUCGUGGAUGUCCUGGCCGACCACGCCGGCGAGUUGGUGCGCACCGACAGCCCCAACUUCUUGUGCUCCGUGCUGCCCUCGCACUGGAGGUGCAACAAAACGCUGCCCGUGGCCUUCAAGGUCGUAGCCCUCGGAGACGUCCCCGAUGGGACGGUGGUGACAGUAAUGGCCGGGAAUGAUGAGAAUUACUCCGCAGAGCUCCGCAAUGCCUCCGCCGUGAUGAAAAACCAAGUGGCGAGGUUUAACGACCUCCGGUUUGUUGGGAGAAGCGGCAGGGGGAAAAGCUUCACCCUGACCAUCACAGUGUUCACGAACCCCACGCAAGUGGCCACCUACCACCGAGCCAUCAAAGUGACCGUGGACGGGCCGCGGGAGCCACGCAGGCACCGGCAGAAGCUGGAGGAGCAAAGCAAGCCCUUCGCAGACCGCUACGGAGAGCUGGAGCGCCUGCGGCAGUCCAUGAGGGUGACCCCCACGACGCCCACCCCCCGCGGCUCCCUCGGCACCCCCGGCCACUUCGGCUCGCAGGCCCAGACGCCCAUUCAAGGCACGUCGGAUCUGAGCCCCUUCUCCGACCCGCGGCAGUUCGAGCGCUCCUUCCCGGCGCUGCCGGCGCUCACGGAGACGCGCUUCUCCGACCCGCGCAUGCAUUACCCCGGCGCCAUGUCCGCCGCCUUCCCCUACACCGCGACGCCCUCCGCUACGGGCAUCGGCGGCAUCAGCAUGAGCAGCAUGCCGGCCGCCACGCGCUUCCACCACACCUACCUGCCGCCCCCCUACCCCGGCUCCACGCAGAACCAGAGCGGGCCCUUCCAGGCCAACCCCUCUCCCUACCACCUCUACUACGGCACGUCGUCGGGCUCCUACCAGUUCUCCAUGGUGGCCGGCGGCGAGCGCUCGCCCACCCGCAUGCUCUCGUCCUGUACGAGCGCCUCGGCGGGCAACAACUUGAUGAAUCCCAACCUGGGCAACCAGAACGACGGGGUGGAYGCGGACGGGAGCCACAGUAACUCGCCAACCACCAUGACCACCACUGGGAGGAUGGAUGAGUCGGUCUGGAGACCUUACUAGGAGGAACUCAACCAGACCCUGAGAGCUUUAACUUAAUCAAACAGCCACCAUUAGGUUACUCCUUCGGCUAGUGAAUAGAGUGAAAYGAUGCCUAGGGAACAGAUGACCCAAAGUCUUCCCAAACCAAAAGCCAACCAGGAUCCUUUGCAUGCAAGCAUGGGUGAGCAUCAAGUGAAGACGGACCAGGACCUGCGUUACAUUUCAAGAUGAACGCCCUUGAGGCUUGAAUUCGUCGCUUGAUGUGAUUCCUCCCAUGUGGUGUAAAAAUGUGGACUGUA